AUGAAAGGCAAUCAAAGCGCAUGGAAAUGCAAAAUUAAACCCUAAAAUCAUGUAAUCAAGAGGUGUUGUCCGCAAGUACCUGUGUACCUAUUGUGAUUACGUGUCAUGUUGGGACGUGUGAACGGGUUUUAUGUAUGCGAGAAACUUUCAGAUGUAAUUCAUUAACAAAUCAUGGCCUGGAGAAUUAUUCAAAGCCAUUAAGUCAACAUGCCUUAAGACCCCUGGGGUGACACUAUUUAUUGAUCUCAUAAAGUGAAGUUCAGCAGGGAAAGAAAAUUAUGUAUUUGCUGUGGCGCAGUGCUAAAGCGGUCUGCUGUGGGGGAAGAGAGCUCACGUUGUAACAAGAGUUGUCGAUAAUGCCUGGUCUGGGAACGUGACAUCCUAGAGCCUUCACAUCCCAAACCUCUUCUCACAGUUAAGCGGUGGUCGCGAUGAAGCUGCUCCGCCAGGUGGGCUGGGGCAAGGCCCUGGGGCUGCUGCUCGCCGUGUGGCUGCUGGUGAUCGUGCUGGCCGCGUCGCCGGCGUUCCGCCUGCCCGGCGUCCAGGAGCCGGACUCCGCCGCCACCAGCCAGCGGCUCGCCAAGGCCUUCCGCGACCUCGACGCCCUCAAGAGGCAGAACCUGGAGCUCAAGAGCCUCGUCGCCAGCAUGAAGCUGGGUGAUGCGUCCUUGGGGCAGGAGCAGAAGGAAGCCAUGUAUGUGGACCUGCAGGAGAAGUUGAAGAAAGCGGAGAUGAUGUUUGAUCACAGUCCUGCCGCGGAGAAGCACAGCGUAGCUAUUGUGUCGAGAGAGGAACCCAGCGAGCAAUAUGAAAAGACGCGACGACGGAUUUCCAAUGGCGUGCAGGAAUUGUGGUACUUCAUUGAUGCUGAAAUCAAGAAGAUAUUGAAGCAGCAAGAAAUAAACCCUGUUUCGACCCAACUGGCUGCCAAGUUGACUCGCAUCUUAGAUAACGGCAUAGAACACAAGAGGUCCCUGCUGUCCGACAUGGGCUCGCUGGCGGAAGUGGAUGGGUUCGUGGCGUGGCGGGAGAAGGAAUCCCACGAGCUGAGCGAUCUGGUGCAGCGACGGCUCACCUUCCUGCAGAACCCACCAGACUGCGCCACCGCUCGCAAGCUCGUGUGCAACCUGAACAAGGGUUGUGGUUACGGGUGCCAGCUGCACCACGUGGUGUACUGCCUGAUGGUGGCUUACGGCACUCAGCGGACCUUGGUCCUCAAGUCCAAGGGCUGGAGGUACCACAAGGCGGGCUGGGAGGAGGUCUUCCUGCCCGUGAGCAACACCUGCACGGACGUCAGCGGGGAGUCGCACGGCCACUGGCCAGCGAUGCUGGAGACGCAAGUGGUGGACCUGCCCAUCAUCGACUCGCUGUCGUCGCGGCCGCCCUUCCUGCCGAUGGCGGUCCCCGCGGACCUGGCCCCGCGGCUGGGCCGCCUGCACGGGGACCCCUUCGUGUGGUGGGUGGGCCAGCUGCUGGGGUACCUGCUGCGGCCGCAGCCGGCCACCGCCGACAUGCUCCGCGAGGCGGGCGGCAGGCUGGGCUUCAGGCGCCCCGUCGUCGGCGUCCACAUCAGGCGCACGGACAAGGUGGGGACCGAGGCAGCGUUCCACUCGGUCGAGGAGUACAUGCUCUCCGUGGAGGAAUAUUUCAAUCAGUUCGAAAUGAAGAAUGGACCAGUGGACCAGAGACGAAUCUUCCUGGCAUCGGACGAUCCAAAAGUUAUCACGGAGACAAAGAAGAAGUAUCCCAAGUAUGAAGUGCUUGGAGACCCGGACGUGGCGAAGACAGCCUCCAUCCACACGAGAUACUCCGACCAGUCUCUGAACGGCAUCAUCAUCGACAUCCACUUCCUGGCGCAGUCCGACUAUCUCGUCUGCACUUUCUCAUCGCAAGUGUGUCGCGUGGCCUACGAGCUGAUGCAGACGAUGUACCCGGACGCGUCGGACCGCUUCCGCUCGCUGGACGACAUCUACUACUACGGGGGGCAGACGGCCCACAACCGCGUGGCGGUGCUGCCCCACCGAGCGCUGGACUCGCGCGAGAUCGACCUGGAGCGCGGCGACGCGGUGGGGGUGGCGGGCAACCACUGGGACGGCUACAGCAAGGGCAAGAACCUGCGCACCAACCGCGUCGGCCUCUACCCUUCCUUCAAGGUCGUGGAGAGGGUGCAGGCCGUCGACUUCCCCACGUACCCCAAGGUGCCCUUGAAGAGGACCGGCCUGUGAGGGGUGGUCGCCAGACCCCGCCAUCUUCGACUUGCAAACGUUCAACCACAACUUGCAGUACACAGAGUUACUACAGAUCAUGAAAAUAUCGAGUAAUGAACAGUUAACGUUGCUGCAAGUCAUGCAAAUUUAAGUAUAAGUUUUUGAAAAACAGUCAACUUAAAUUGUGUGAUGGUGCUGCUAUCACUAGUAUUUUUGCUGUAAAAUUGUAUCGCUGGUUGUGAAACGUCCGCUAGAAUGCGUUGACACCAGUUUUAACCUCGCGCAGGGCACCGUUCAUAACAAAAAAAAUAGCUGAUUUGUUUCCUUGCUGGGAUUCUUUGGACACGUUCUGGAAUACGGCCCACGAGCUAUGUUCUGCUUGUAUCCCAACGAGGCAGUGCUUAUUCGCUACCUUACCUGAACGUCUUGAAAAACCACCCUAAGUGGUGAACUAUUAUCUAGCAGCUAGUCAUUAUUCCUUUAAAGCAUUCCAUUUAAAUCUUGACUAUAUUUUAAUUAAGCCAAAUUGUUAUGGCCUUAAAACUGUUGAAACCGGAAUGGUGUCUUUCGCUUCCGGUAUUUCCCCCUUACCAAUCAGAUUUUACGUAAUAAUGUAUAAAAAAUUGGGAAGAUGUUGAUUAUGCCUUUUCAUACCAAAAUUGAUAUACGUAACUGCAAAAAGAAAAUUAAAAAAUGCAAGAUGGCUGGGUCUGACCUGUGUCAGCCGACCGCUGAUUGCAGGAGGACUCUCUACACCGACGUGUUGAACGCAGUGACAAGGCAACAUUGUCCUGAUUUCCGAGGUGAGUUUCUCACAGGAACAAACACGUGUCUGAAUUGUGUUUCUUUCUUGCCCGACGAAGUGUUUAACUGUUGCUGUCAAUUUAUCGUGUAUGGGUACACAUUCUUUUUUUUUACAUCACAUGAUCAAAUCAGAUCAACUUUGACGUGGUAUAGGUUGCUAUAUUUAUGCUUUAUUUUUAUUUUUAACUAAUUUAUUUUAUAUGUUUAGAAACUUUGUUGAGUUUUGUAGACAUAUGUACUGGUUAUUGAGGGUUCCCAUCUCUCCAUGAUAUUCCUUGGAUUAUUUGUUUUGUUUUUUUUUAGCAUAUGUCAUUAGACCAUUUGUGCCAACUAUAAAUUGUAAAAAAAAAUUAAUGUUUGACAUUAAAUUUGGCAAUAUAUAUAAUGUUGCAUCAUUUUAAUUAAACAAUAGAAUUUUAACUUGGUAAUUUUUUUUUCUUAUAAAUUUGUUUAAAUAAAUUAUCCAGAAAUUUAUAAUUUGCUAUUGUGGCAUUUAUAUUUCUGCCUGCAGUUAUAAAUUUUAAAUGUUAAGCUUUUUAGGGAGAUGUAAUUUUUGAGAAUUCUGAACCAUUUUGGUAAGGUCUCAAUUGACAGGAAAUACCUACAAGUCAUGAUUUGAUAGCAAAUCAACCGUUAUAUUAAUUUUACUUAAAAAUGUGCAAAAAAUUUGGUUUUUUAACUCUCAAAACUUCUAAACAUGCCAAAAUUGUAACUUCAAAGGUUCUUUUAAAAAAAAAAUGUAAACAGCCUUUAAAAGUGUUUCAAAAUUUUUAAAUAUAAAAGAGCGGGGACCCUGUAAUUUUUUUUUUACCUCACACAUUAUGAAUUUUUAUAAAUGUUUCUUUUAUAUACAUAUGAUCAAAUGUACGUAGCUGUGAGUCAAACAAGAUGCAUUGUAAAUACUGUAGUUUUAUAGUUGUAACUAUAUAUAAAAUAUUAUUAUUGUAAGUAUUAAAAACCUUCGCAGGAUUCCUUGUGUAUAGUUCUACAUGUACAUAGUGUGAUCUAUGGGUGCUUUCAGGUGCUCAAUAUGUGUUCAGAAAUGUCUCGUGUUCAGAUCACAAGUUUAGAAAGCUAUUCCAUAGGUUGUAGUGCCAGUUUAAUGCCAGGGGUACAAACCCCGUCUGUCACCCUCUGGUUACGUCCCUGGCGAGACCGACAUUAUUUGCCCAAAUGUUAGAUGUUAGGCAAUGUAAGCAUUUAUGAACAAGGUGUCAUUUGUUACUAUUUUUAACAUAAGGGACAAUAAAAUCCUCAAAUACCAUCAAAUUGUAUCUAUUCAAAAGACUUGAUAUUAGAGGAAAACUAUUGGGUAAAAUGUAGUAAAUUGAAAAAUUUAACACUUAACAACUCAGAAGUCUCUACAGUACCAUUCCCCAAUAUGUUUUUUUUUUACUUUCAGUAUGUAAUUAUGUAAAUAAAAUUACGAUCUGUAUUGGAUCUUUGUGAAACGAACAUUUAAUAGGUCGACUGUUUCAACACUAUAGUUAAUAUUUUUAUUUCUCAUACUUAUUUUUAUUUUUGACCCUUGAAACCUAGAUUUGGAUUAUAGGGAUGUAGUACGAGAUAUUCUUUGUGAUUCAAGUUUUGAGAUUGGAUUUGAAUAAUUUGAGAUCCAAUUCCACACUAAUAUUUUUUUUUUUAUGCAUAAAGACAGUAAGGUUUUUCUCUUUAUGCAUUAUUUAUAUUUUUAAUCUUCAAUGAAAAGUUGAAAACUGAAGAUGUGGUUUUGAUAUUGUAAUAUUUGUAAGAAACAUUUUUUUUUGGUGAAUUUUUGAAUUUUGCCAACUACAUGGUUUGCUAGUUUUUUUUACAUUUAUUGUUUUUAGGAUUGUUAAAAGUCAAUUUUUCAGGGAUAAGUUCAGGUCAUGAAUUUUUUAUUUUAUUUCUCAGAUUUAAAGCUGGAUAUAUAUGUUAAUAAAAAAAUUAAAAAAAAACUGUGGUAAAGAAAUCUUUAAUGAAUAUUAAUCAUGGGCAGUGUAACAGAUAACUUUUAUAAUAGGAAAAGUGGUGGUUUUUUUAUUAUUAUGUGACUUUAAAUAAAUAUGUAAUAUAUUUUAAUUUUUCAUACUUGUUUUCUUGCAAUUUAAUCAAAAAAUUUGUGAUUUAAAAAAAUUAUAAAUUUUGAGCUGUUGAUUUUAUUGUAUCCAAGUAGUUAUUUAAAUAGAAUUUUUUCAUAAGUGAUUGGGAAUGAAUGUUUGAAUAUGCAAUUAAAAGGAAAGAUUGUAGGAAAAUGAUUGUAAUCCAUUCACAAAAAAAAUUCUGGUAUGUAAUGUUAUGAUAGGUUAUGUAUCAUAUAAAAAACAAACAUAAGAUAUCAUAGCCAUUGAUCAGGUUUAUUUUAUUGUAUCCAAGUAGUUAUUUAAAUGGAAUUUUUUCAUAAGUGAUUGGGAAUGAAUGUUUGAAUAUGCAAUUAAAAGGCAAGAUUGUAGGAAAAUGAUUGUAAUCCAUUCACAAAAAAAAAUUCUGGUAUGUAAUGUUAUGAUAGGUUAUGUAUCAUACAAAAGACAAACAUAAGAUAUCAUAGCCAUUGAUCAGGUUUAUUUCAUGUUGUUUAACUAUUGACAAAAUAUAAAAACCUUUAAUUACCUAUAAUUUUGGAGUUGCAAUCUUCGGAAAAUGUACAUUGAGUCACAGUAGCAAUUUAAAUUUUAAAUGUUUAUCAAUUUCUUGUUGGAAUAUUAAGCUAACAAAAUUUUCUGCUGUAAAGUUUGCUUCUACGUAAGUUUUAAAUUUGAACAUAUAUGUAGUUACAUUUAAACAUUUAAAGCACUGUCCCACGCUUAUUCAGGUUCUCUGAUUGAUUAUUUAAUUACAUUUUUGGUUUUGGUGCUAUGCUGUACCAUUUAGGUAACUCCUCUAUCUAGCGGUUUGUAGGUAAUGCUUUGUAUGUAAAAAGUCAGCAUAGGGCUUGUACAUUUUUUAAAUUCUUUGCAAAGUUUCAAUUACUGUAAAUAAUAAAGUAAAAUUACGGCAGCUGUAGUUUUGCUGAACUAGAAAAAAAAAUUCUAAAAAAUCUUUGGCGAGGAAAUGAUAAACUACGAUACUCAUGAUCUUGCUAGAAGCAACACAUUUUUCAAAAUCUGCAAGUUUUUAGGCACUGUCGUGUUAAGCCUUUUUUGUACCCAUGUUGUAAUUUUUGGUGUUGUCACAGCAUGUGACAAGUUGCUAGGAAGACCAAUCUGACUGCUGUGCAUUAAAAUUAUUAAUAACCUUAUUCACCCGCAUAUGGGUCACACAUUUUAUGCCAAUUUUUUUUGUUUAGUAAGUAAUAACAUGUACUGCGAUGGAAGUUUUUUUUCACUUUGGUUAAAACGGAAUAGCAUUGCACUGUUGUGGUUGACUAUGUGCUUAAAUAACUAGCCUGUUUUGGUUUUUAAUAAAUACAUUACGGGCAUGAUUAAAUUGUUUAGUUAAAAUAUCUCAGCAAUGUGUGUAAAGAAUCAUGAACUGCACCGUUGUGCUUGUGUGUCUGUGUGAGUGCGUGUCUCAUCGGUGUGAAUGUCAGUGAACCGUUACCGUAUAAAAUCACCACGUUUCUACGUCGACAGGUUUUUUGUGACGCAACUGUGUCCAAACAUUGUUUCAUUCAUGGCAAAACUGCUGUAAAGGGCGUGCUUGUUUUUAUUGAAGGAACUGACAAAAAAAUUUGACAAGAAAAUAGCAUGCUGUCUUUUAUCUCUUGGGGAAAGGGACAGGUAAAAAAGAACUAUACAUGGGAAGGAAAACAUGGGUAUCAAAAAAAAAAGGACCUAGAGUCAACAUCAAUGCCAUGUUUCUUACGCAGCAAUAAGACAAGGGCCAUAAAGACUUCACGUGUAUAUUCUAUUGGAGAUGGAUAAGGUGCAACCCAUAUUCGAGGGUGAUUCUUUCCGUGAAAAUGUUUUAUAUUAUUUGCCCCAAAUUGAAGUUGCAGCCCAUACGCAGGUGCUACUCUUAUGCGGGUAAAUAUGGUACAAAUGUUCAAGCUUGGUUCGUAGCGACAAUAGCCCCUCCCGAGCCCGAAAAUGUGUUUAUUUAUUUUGGAGGGCGUAUUUUAUGUUCAUAUGUUAAACGUUUACUUUUCUUUCAUAAAUUUGUAUGGAACUAUUAAGGUUCAGUAUUUGAGAAUGUGAAUUUGUAAAUAAUCCAAGGUCAAUCUCUGGCUUAUUUAAUGGCAUGUUUUACAACUGUGUCCUUUCUUUGUAUGACAGUCCCACCCGAGAAGUCUUCCUGCAACUGCACCUGUGUGUGUUACAUUUGUUAUAGCGUUAAUUAUUUAAUUUGUGGGCCACAAGUUUAUGUUUUUAAGUAAUCACUUUUUUGUCCUCUCAAAUAGUUUUAAAUGAAUUUUGUGUUGAGUAUUUCAAAUUUUUAACUAUUUUUGUUUGUUAUAAACUGAGGCUAUAAAUGGUAAAUUGCUGUACUAUGUAUAUAUAAUUAAUUUUGUUAUACACAGGAUGGCUAGCAACAUGAAAAAUCUGAAAAAUUCAGGGGGAUUUCAGCUACAGGGAAAAGUUAAGAAAUUUAUUUUAAUGAUGAGGUUACUAAAAAAUUAAAGUUAUAGCAAAGGCAUAUUUUGAUUUGUACUAGUCCCCCUUUCCAACCCUAUGUAAGUGUUGAUAAAAAGCUUUUCAUCCUUUUUUGUUCAUAAGUGUACCAACACUUUGAUCCCAUGCAUUGAAGUGCUAUCAACAUUAGUGAGUCAAAAUAAUAUUUGCUUGUUGCGACAGCAAAGUGUGGUAUGCCUACAAUUCACCUUCUUUCUUUCUUUCUUUCUUGUAACAGCACGAUGACCGAGCGAAGAUUGGUUCACUAAAGUUGAUUGUUUAGUUACACUGAAUUGUAUUUCAGUUCACUUUGUUUCAAUAUUCAUGGAAGUAUCAUUUUAUAUACAUCUCAUCUUUGAAAGAUGGAAUUAUAAAAGUCACGGUAUCUAUGCAGCAGUUUUACAUAAUUUUUUUUUGUCAAAUGUUAUUAAGUUGCCUUCAUUACUCUAUCUUGCUUUACAAAAUUUUUUUAUUACUCUUUAUUUUUUUAUCAUGUACUCUAUUUAUAAAAUAUUCAAAUGUGAUGAUGAUUCCAGUUGCAUGUCUCAUUGAAAUGCUGAAAGCUUGAUUGUAAACAUGAUGAAACAAUUUCUUUAAUUUCAAGGAGACAAUAAGACACUGUGACUACCUUGGAAGGAUUGAGCAGUGUGUGUAUCAAGAAACCUUUCAGUUUAUUAUAAAUGCUUAUGCUUGAAAUAAAGAAUGAAGUGAAUAGCAA
This is a messenger RNA of Bacillus rossius redtenbacheri, 8258 nucleotides long. RefSeq names its product alpha-(1,6)-fucosyltransferase (gene FucT6). Gene Ontology annotation, molecular function: glycoprotein 6-alpha-L-fucosyltransferase activity; protein binding. Gene Ontology annotation, biological process: protein N-linked glycosylation. Gene Ontology annotation, cellular component: Golgi cisterna membrane. The record is from RefSeq and is a predicted model, not a curated record. The transcript is spliced from 11 exons. Bases 432 to 2225 code for a protein of 597 amino acids. Lineage: Eukaryota; Metazoa; Arthropoda; Insecta; Phasmatodea; Bacillidae.